AUGAACGCUGCGGCCAGCAGCUACCCCAUGGCCUCCCUGUACGUGGGUGACCUGCACUCGGACGUCACCGAGGCCAUGCUGUAUGAAAAGUUCAGCCCUGCGGGGCCUGUGCUGUCCAUCCGGGUGUGCCGGGAUAUGAUCACCCGCCGCUCCCUGGGCUAUGCCUACGUCAACUUCCAGCAGCCGGCCGACGCUGAGCGGGCCUUGGAUACUAUGAACUUUGAUGUGAUUAAGGGAAAGCCAAUCCGCAUCAUGUGGUCUCAGAGGGAUCCCUCUUUGAGAAAAUCUGGUGUGGGAAACGUCUUCAUCAAGAACUUGGACAAAUCUAUAGAUAACAAGGCACUUUAUGAUACUUUUUCUGCGUUUGGAAACAUUCUGUCCUGCAAGGUGGUGUGUGACGAGAACGGCUCUAAGGGUUAUGCCUUCGUUCACUUCGAGACCCAAGAGGCUGCAGACAAGGCCAUCGAGAAGAUGAACGGCAUGCUCCUCAAUGACCGCAAAGUGUUUGUGGGCAGAUUCAAGUCUCGGAAAGAGCGGGAAGCCGAGCUUGGGGCCAAAGCCAAGGAAUUCACUAAUGUGUAUAUCAAAAACUUUGGGGAAGAGGUGGAUGAUGAGAGUCUGAAAGAGCUGUUCAGCCAGUUUGGUAAGACCUUAAGUGUCAAGGUGAUGAGAGAUCCCACUGGGAAAUCCAAAGGCUUUGGCUUUGUGAGUUACGAAAAACACGAGGAUGCCAAUAAGGCUGUGGAAGAGAUGAAUGGAAAAGAAAUCAGUGGGAAAGUCAUUUUUGUAGGCCGUGCACAGAAGAAAGUGGAACGGCAGGCCGAGUUAAAACGGAAAUUUGAACAGCUCAAACAGGAGAGAAUUAGUCGAUACCAGGGGGUGAACCUCUACAUUAAGAACUUGGAUGACACUAUUGAUGAUGAGAAGUUAAGGAAAGAAUUUUCUCCUUUCGGAUCCAUCACCAGUGCUAAGGUAAUGCUGGAAGAUGGGAGAAGCAAAGGGUUUGGCUUUGUCUGCUUCUCAUCUCCUGAAGAGGCUACCAAAGCAGUCACUGAGAUGAAUGGACGCAUCGUGGGCUCCAAGCCACUGUAUGUCGCCCUGGCCCAGAGGAAGGAAGAGCGAAAGGCUCACCUGACCAACCAGUAUAUGCAGCGGGUGGCUGGAAUGAGAGCACUCCCUGCCAAUGCCAUCUUAAAUCAGUUCCAGCCUGCAGCUGGUGGCUACUUUGUGCCAGCAGUUCCACAGGCUCAGGGAAGGCCUCCCUAUUAUACACCUAACCAGUUAGCACAAAUGAGACCUAAUCCACGCUGGCAGCAAGGUGGGAGACCUCAAGGCUUCCAAGGAAUGCCAAGUGCUAUACGCCAGUCUGGGCCUCGUCCAACUCUUCGCCAUCUGGCUCCAACUGGUAAUGCUCCGGCCUCUCGUGGCCUCCCUACUACUGCUCAGAGAGUCGGGUCUGAGUGCCCGGACCGCUUGGCUAUGGACUUUGGUGGGGCUGGUGCCGCCCAGCAAGGGCUGACUGACAGCUGCCAGUCUGGAGGUGUUCCCACAGCUGUGCAGAACUUAGCACCUCGUGCUGCUGUGGCUACUGCUGCUCCUCGGGCUGUUGCACCUUACAAGUAUGCCUCCAGUGUCCGCAGCCCUCACCCUGCCAUACCACCUCUGCAGGCACCCCAGCCUGCGGUCCAUGUGCAGGGGCAGGAGCCCCUGACCGCCUCCAUGCUGGCCGCAGCACCCCCCCAGGAACAGAAGCAGAUGCUGGGCGAACGUUUGUUCCCUCUCAUCCAAACCAUGCAUUCGAACCUGGCUGGAAAGAUUACGGGAAUGCUUCUAGAGAUCGACAACUCUGAGCUGCUGCACAUGCUGGAGUCCCCCGAGUCUCUCCGCUCCAAGGUGGAUGAAGCUGUGGCAGUUCUACAGGCUCAUCAUGCCAAGAAAGAAGCUGCCCAGAAGGUGGGCACUGUUGCUGCUGCUACCUCUUAG
Pipistrellus nathusii (Nathusius's pipistrelle) is the source of this 1983-nucleotide messenger RNA. The record is from the annotation of a GenBank genome assembly. Lineage: Eukaryota; Metazoa; Chordata; Mammalia; Chiroptera; Vespertilionidae.